GAAGUUGAAAUUCCCGUUUAGUUUUUAACAAAUUCGAAAAAAAUAUUUGUGGAAAAAAGAAAAAGAAAAAGGGAAAUCUACAGAACAUUCUUCGCCUUGCUCUCGCUUUUCAAGCCGAACAACGGAGAAGAUUGGGUUUCUGAAAUUUUUGAAUUCUGAAACUCGCGUCACUGUGAUUGUGAUCAUCGACGUUGAUCUCUGGUUCCACCCUCAGUGUUGGUGAUCGUAAAGGUGAAUUCACUUUUCACGAACAGAGUCUGCGUCAUCGAAUUGGGUAUGCUUCAUCACUAUGGGUAGAAUCAGAGAACUGGGUUUUCUUCUGAUAACCGAAUAAGCAAAAGGGUUUUGUUCUUUCCCCUUUUUUACGCCAACCCCAUAAUCGUAGCAGUGCACAAACAUUAACAUUUGUGUCUGGUUGGUUCUGAACAUUAUGGUUCUAUGUUGUUGAAGCCAAUUGCGUGAUUCUUCAUCAGGGAUUUUUCUUUUUCUUUUUUUUUAUUGUUAUUAUUAUUAUUGUUUUCAGAUUAGAAGAAAGGGUUAAGGGUUGUGGCGUGUUUGUUUGAUGAAUUAUGUUCAAACAGAUAUUAAGUAAACUCCCUCGAAAGUCAUCAAAAGGUUCGGAGCAUCGUGAACAUGGUGGAAGUGGAAGAAGCCAUGGUGUUACCACUUCAAAAAGUAGUGAUCUUGUUGUGCCAGGAAGUAGCAAACCUGGAAAUUCUUCUGCUUUGAAUGUGGGUCAUAAUCAUGGUAACAGGGUUCCAUUACCAUUGGUUGUGAAAGAGAACCCAAAUGGGAAUUUCAGUUCUUAUGAAGCAUCAUUGCCUGCGUUCAGGGAUGUUCCCAAUUCUGAGAAGCCAAGCUUGUUCAUCAAGAAGCUUAGGAUGUGCAGUGUGGUGUUUGACUUCACUGACCCCGCAAAGCACCUCAAAGAGAAGGAAAUUAAGAGACAGACCUUGGUGGAACUGGUGGAUUAUGUGACUUCUGCUAAUGCUAAGUUCACUGAGAAUGUGAUGCAAGAAGUUGUGAAAAUGGUGUCUGCAAAUAUAUUCAGGACGCUUAGUCCUCAACCGCGCGAGAAUAAGAUUGUUGAUGGCCUUGAUGUGGAGGAGGAGGAGCCUUCAAUGGAUCCUGCUUGGCCUCAUUUGCAAAUUGUGUAUGAGCUUUUUCUGAGAUUCGUGGCAUCGCCUGAGCUGGAUGCAAAGCUGGCUAAGAGGUAUAUUGAUCAGUCCUUCAUUUUGAGGCUGUUGGAUUUGUUUGACUCCGAAGAUCCGAGAGAGCGCGAGUACUUGAAGAUGACUUUGCAUCGCAUAUAUGGCAAAUUCAUGGCGCAUCGACCUUUCAUCAGGAAGGCCAUCAAUAAUAUCUUUUUUAAUUUUAUUUUUGAGACUGAGAAGCACAAUGGAAUUGCUGAGUUCUUGGAAAUUCUUGGGAGUAUCAUUAAUGGUUUUGCACUGCCAUUGAAAGAAGAGCAUAAACUAUUUCUUGUUCGGAUACUGAUUCCCCUGCACAAGCCAAAGUGCUUAGCAAUGUAUCAUCAGCAGUUAUCUUAUUGCAUUACCCAAUUUGUGGAGAAAGACUGUAAGCUUGCUGAUACAAUUAUUAGGGGAUUAUUGAAGUACUGGCCCAUAACAAAUAGUUCAAAGGAAGUUAUGUUCCUAGGUGAGUUGGAAGAAGUCUUAGAAGCAACUCAACCCCCAGAAUUCCAGCGCUGUAUGGUGCCAUUAUUUCGUCGCAUUGCCCGUUGUUUGAAUAGCCCCCAUUUUCAGGUCGCAGAAAGAGCUUUGUUCUUGUGGAACAAUGAUCACAUCUUAAACUUAAUCAAACAGAAUCGAAAAGUGAUACUGCCCAUCAUCUUCCCUGCAUUGGAGAAAAAUGCUAGAAGUCAUUGGAACCAGGCUGUUCAUAGUUUGACUUUAAAUGUACGGAAAAUAUUUAAUGAUCUUGAUCCUGAUCUAUCUAAAGAAUGCUUACAAAAAUUUGAGGAAGAUGAAUCAAAGGAAAGUGAAGUCAUAGCAGGGCGUGAAGCCACUUGGAAACGCAUGGAGGAGCUCGCCGCAAAGAAAGCUGCAAGCGGCGAAGCAGUGCUUAUUGGUAAAGCACCAACUCGCAGCUCUGCAGGUUAGAUAGAACUGGAAUAUGUAUUCUGCUCCAAUAGCUUCAUUUUUUAAAAAGUGAAUUUUAUAGUAUUUCUUUUGCAUGUGAUGUGUUGGCCAAGAGGUGCAAUUUCUUGAAUACUUUUUUAUUCAAUUCCUAUAUAGGAAAUGAAGGCUAUGAUUAGUAGCAAAUAUCUCAUGCAAGACAACAUCAAAGCUUAACUAGUAUAUACCUUACACUUUUGUACCAAGGUUGGCACUUAGCACAUUUGGGCACUUUUCUUUUUAAUGAAUUUCCAAUGAACAUUUCGUUUCAAGACCAGUAAUCUGAUAACAAUAGUCAAAGGACCAUUUUUUCAAGGCAAACUAGCAACAAAACUGUGGGCUGCAUAGAGUAUUAGGAGUUUUUACCAUACAAGGCUUGUUAGAAUAAAAUAAGAAACAUUAAAGAGAGCUAUUUUAGCACCAACUUUCUUUGUAUUUGACCUUUCGGGGCACACAAUGACUAUAUAUGGGUUGAAGCUUCUACUCGCUUCUAUUGAUUGAU
Messenger RNA from Abrus precatorius (Indian licorice), 2640 nucleotides. Its product is annotated as serine/threonine protein phosphatase 2A 59 kDa regulatory subunit B' eta isoform-like. The transcript is spliced from 2 exons. Lineage: Eukaryota; Viridiplantae; Streptophyta; Magnoliopsida; Fabales; Fabaceae. Gene Ontology annotation, biological process: signal transduction. Bases 570 to 2123 code for a protein of 517 amino acids. Gene Ontology annotation, molecular function: protein phosphatase regulator activity. The record is from RefSeq and is a predicted model, not a curated record. Gene Ontology annotation, cellular component: protein phosphatase type 2A complex.